GCGCGGGGCGGGGGAGGGGCUUUAGAGCAAGGCCCCGCCGGGUUGGGUGGCCAGGUGGGGACGGAGGCACCCGGGUGCGGGCCCGUACAUCCGCCCUCGGCCGACUGUUGAGCCGAGGCAUGGAAGUGGGCUAGCGGCCGACGCGAGGCCGACCGGGAAAUGUUCUUUUGGGGCCAGAGUCUGGGUAUAUGUGAGUGCAAAUCCUCACCCAUUCACAAAUAAGCCUAGGAAUCUCGACUGAGAGGAUCACUUCUCUGUAGGCCAUUAGCCCAGGUGCAGAAUGAGCACAUGUUCCUGGUGUACGCCAGGUGGCGUUUCCACCGUUGACUUCCUUAAGCGCUAUGCAUCCAAGAGUCACUCCAGUGAAUUUCAGACAGCUGAUGAAGACCUCUGCUACUGCUUAGAGUGUGUGGCCGAAUACCACAAAGCAAGGGAUGAUCUGCCGUUCUUGCAUGAGGUUUUAUGGGAAUUAGAAACCUUACGUCUCAUAAAUCACUUUGAAAAAUCCAUGAAGGCAGAAAUUGGAGAUGAUGAUGAAUUAUAUAUAGUAGACAACAAUGGAGAGGCACAGCUGUUUGACUUUACUGGCCAAGACUUUGAAAAUAAGCUGCGAGUUCCUCUUCUUGAAAUACUGAAAUAUCCUUACCUGCUUUUACAUGAGCGUGUUAAUGAAUUAUGUGUUGAAGCACUUUGUCGGAUGGAACAAGCUAAUUGCUCCUUUCAGGUUUUUGACAAACAUCCAGGCAUCUAUUUGUUUUUGGUCCAUCCCAAUGAAAUGGUCCGGCGUUGGGCUAUCCUGACCGCAAGAAGUUUGGGAAAAGUGGACAGAGAUGAUUAUUAUGACUUGCAGGAGGUUUUGACCUGCCUUUUUAAAGUCAUUGAGUUGGGGCUUUUGGAAAGUCCAGACAUUUAUACUUCUUCUGUCCUCGAGAAGGGUAAACUGAUUCUUCUGCCCUCACACAUGUAUGAUACCGCCAACUACAAAAACUAUUGGUUAGGUAUUUGCAUGUUGCUGACCAUUCUGGAGGAGCAGGCCAUGGACUCACUGUUGCUGGGCUCAGACAAACAGAAUGAUUUUAUGCAAUCAAUACUUCACACCAUGGAGAGGCAAGCAGAUGAUGAUAAUGUGGAUCCUUUCUGGCCAGCGUUACACUGUUUCAUGGUGAUUCUGGAUCGCCUUGGAUCUAAGGUCUGGGGCCAACGUAUCGAUCCUAUUGAGGCAUUUCAAACCAUUAUCAACAAUGGGAGCUACAAUAAGGAGAUCCAGAAUAUACGGAACAGCUCCGUAAGGACCAAGUUAGAACCAGAGUCCUAUUUGGAUGAUAUGGUGACUUGCAGCCAGAUUGUAUACAAUUAUAAUCCCGAAAAGACCAAAAAGGAUUCAGGGUGGAGAUCAGCCAUUUGCCCAGAUUAUUGUCCUAAUAUGUAUGAAGAGAUGGAAACAUUAGCCAGUGUGCUUCAGUCAGAUAUUGGUCAAGACAUGCGUGUUCAUAACAGCACAUUUCUGUGGUUCAUCCCUUUUGUUCAGUCCCUCAUGGAUCUGAAGGAUUUGGGCGUGGCUUACAUCGUAGAGGUUAUUCAUCACCUGCACUCCGAAGUCAAAGAUGUCCUAAACCAAACGGAUGCCAUGUGUGACAAAGUUACCGAAUUUUUUCUUCUGAUUUUGGUGUCCGUGAUUGAGCUGCAUAGAAAUAAAAAAUGUCUGCAUUUGCUGUGGGUUAGUUCCCAGCAAUGGGUAGAAGCCAUUGUAAAAUGUGCCAAGCUUCCUACCACUGCAUUUGCACGGAGUUCUGAGAAGUCAUCUGGAAAUUGCUCCAAAGGAACAGCAAUGAUAUCCUCUCUGUCAUUGCAUUCAAUGCCAUCGAAUUCUGUACAGCUGGCUUGUGUGCAGCUGAUUAGAAGUCUCCUUAAAGAAGGUUAUCAGCUUGGGCAGCAGACUCUGUGUAAGCGAUUCUGGGAUAAGCUCAACUUAUUUCUGCGUGGAAAUUUAUCUCUAGGUUGGCAGUUGACUACUCAGGAAACCCAUGAGUUACAAACUUGUUUAAAGCAAAUUAUUAGAAACAUAAAAGUCAAAGUACCUCAAUGUAGCACUUUUGUGGAUUUGAGUCCUGCAUGUAAAAGCUCUCCUGCAUCUUACAGUAAAGAAGAAAGUGAACAAAUAGAGAGGAAGUCUAAUAAAGACCUGCACUGUCUGGAAAACUCCAGCCCAACAUUUUCUAAAGAACCAAUGAAAGCCGAGACAUAUCAAAUGCAGGAGAAUAUAUUGAUCAAAGCAAGUAACACUAUAGAAGAGGAUAAUGAGCAAAAUUAUAUAAAAGAUUGGAAACUCGAAGAUCAUUUCUCAGCCAAGUCAUGCAUGAAGAAGAGUAGUAAAAACCUUUUCACUGAAAGAGCUCAAGACCAAGGUAAAGUAAGUACAGGAAAGCAGAAGUCUGUGAAAGGGCAUUGUACUUCAAGAACUGCACUGCAGAAUUGUACUUCCAGGAAUGGUCCAGAAAGGGGAUGUGACAGAGGAAUCAUAAUGUCAACACGUUUGUCGACCGAUUCUAGCACUGAUGCUCUGGAGAAGGCAUCCACAUCAAACGAGGAUUUCUCUCUCAAGGAUGAUGCACUUGGCAAAACGUCAAAAUCAAAAACUAAGGCACGUAAAGAUGAAAUCUGUGCUAAGUUAUCACAUGUAAUAAAGAAGCAACACAGGAAAAGUACUUUGAUCAAUAAUACUGGUAAUUUAGAUGAAAACCUGACUGUGUCUAACAUUGACAGCUUCUAUUCAAGGGAAGAUUCAGGAGGUCAGAAAGAGGAUGGCUCCAUGCACAGUCUCUCCUUAGACCCUAGUGGCAUUCUGGAUGAUAAAAAUGGGGAACAAAAAUCUCAAAACAGUUUAUUGCUGAAAAAGAAACAACUGAAGAGUGAAGAGUUAGAUAUUUUCUCUUCCCAUGAAAACAGCUAUCAAAUACAGGAAUGUCACAUUGAUGAUAAAGAUUUGGUCUCGUUUACAGAAGUGACCAAUACUUUUGUGAAGAAAACUUCUCCCUUCAAAGAUCCUGUGACUCUUCUUGAAUCAAGAGAUAAGGAAAUCAGCAAGAAUACUAAUCAGAUGUCUUCUCACUUGAGAGAACAGGCUCCUGGCCUCAGUCCUCAGUCUGACACCUUAACAGAUUCUCAGAUAGACAGAGAUCUCCACAAAUUAUCUUUAAUAGCUCAAGCCAGCGUUAUUAAGUUCCCAUCAGAUUCAACUCAAAAAAGCUCAACCCACCUACAAAGAAGAGUGAAAGACGACAGAAGAUGUUUCCUGGCUGACCAGAAUAAUACUGGGGAAGCCUCCUGGGGCCAGAUUAUUAUUAUUUCAGAUUCUGAUGAGGAGGAUGAUGAUGAUGAAGGAAUUCUGGGUUUUGAGAAGCAUAUUAAACAAGAUAAAAUAGGCAUCAGGAAAGAAUGUCCAGAGCAGCAUACUUCAAUAGCUAAUACGAAUGUGGAAAAGAAGCUAAUAAAGGAAGAGGAGACAAAGUCCCUUUUGCAGUUUGAAGAAUCGGAUUCUCAGUUUUUUGAGUUUGAAAGUCCAUGUGAAGUGUUUUCAGUUUGGCAAGAUCAGGAACCAGAGAAGAAUUCAGUUCAAGAGAACAGAAAAAAUUCUUGUUCAGCUGACGAUAUCACGAAUGACUGGGGUUAUGAGACAGAUUAUGUAUCUGAAGAGGUUAUUAAGAAGGUAGCAGAGGGCAUUGAAAAACACACAGAACCACAGAGUACUAUUUCUGUUGGGGAAUUUUGUGAAAUUGAAGUAAAAAAACGUAAGAGAAAACGACUUGAAAAACCGGUGGCCAAAGAUCCUCCAAAGCCUUCACCUUCUGAUAGAAAUGAGGACCGGUCUGAUAUUCUUAAUGAGAGAGGUCUGAAUGAAAAUGAUUUUAAAAGUAUGGACCUGAGGACAGCAAGUCCCAGUUCAAGUGUUCAGAGAGACAAAGACACUACGGUUUCACUAAAGAAGUCUCCUCCAAAGCUUCGUACUUACUCCAAACCCAUUAGGAGAGUCCCACUUUCUAAAACUCCUAAGAAAACACAUUCAGAUACCAAGAAAGGGCAGAAUAAAGGUUCAAAUUACAUAAGUUGUAGGACAACUCCUGCUGUAGUUCCACCAAAGAAAUUUCGCCAGUGCCCUGAACCAACUUCAACGGUUGAGAAACUUGGCCUGAAGAAGGCUCCUCGGAGGGCAUUUGAGUUGUCUCAGCGAUCUCUUGAGUAUUUAGUUCAGUUACGCGACCAUGGCAAAACUGUUGGAGUGGUUGAUACUAGAAAAAAGACUAAGUUAAUUUCUCCUCAGACUCUGUCUGUCAAAAACAAUAAGAAACUGCUGACAAGUCAAGAUCUUCAGAUGCGAAGGCAGACGAGACCCAAAUCACAACAAAAUAGACAAGGACUUUUGGAUUACGAAAGUAAAGAUGCUACAAGAGCAGGGCCGUGUCCAGCACAGAAUUCUGACAUACUUGUCCCAGAAUCAGAUGGUUCAGAUGAUAGUUACAAAGGAGGAACUGAGGUGAUUGCUAACAACACUGGCAAACCGUUAAUAAAAUCUGUGUCUUUGGAAUCAGAACCCGUGAAAACAAAAUACGUCUCUCAGGUGACUGAUGAUACUUGUCUUUUGAACCAGUGUGCUGCUGUUGUGUUAAAUGGAAGAAUACCAACAAAUGAAAUCAUUGUCUCUGCUUCAGCGGACCCCUUAGGUGGAGGUGACCCAACAGUACAUCAUUUAGAGUUGGCGACGUUGAAAGACGGAGAGCCUGAAUCCAACAGCGAUUCAGAAGAUGAGAAUAUAUUUCUAACACAGCUCGAUCCUGAAGAUAUGGAUUUAUGUUCACAGAUGGAGAGUGGUAAUGAGAAACUCAUCGAAGUAGUUCAUGGCAAGGAUACAGCUCAGGUAGAAGAUUCUGUCAGUCGGCCGCAGUCGGAAUCUUGGAGUAGCACAAAAUGUAAGUACAAAGAUUGUAUUGAAACCCCGAAAAACCAGGGCGAGUACUGCUCAAAACACUGUGAAGCUACAGCAGCGGAUGAGGAUGUCUUCCGUAAACCUGGCUUGCCUCUUGCUGCGUCCAAGCCUUCAAGACCUUCCACUGCUAAGAUCUUUAGCUCAAGUAGUACUUCACGAAUUGCUAAUCUUUCCAAGUCUUUGGAAAGUACCUCUGCGCUUCCACCAGCUCUAAAAAAUAAGUCAAAUGGGGCACAGGCUGUUUUGAAAGUCCCACAGCCAGCCUCCCUGUUGUCUCCAAAGUCAGUGGGUGAAGUGAAGAGUUUGUGCAAUGUUCUUCGUCCUCAGACUCCAAAUAAUUCCAACAGGCAAGGUUACAAACUGACGUUUGGUGAGAGCAAAUCCUUCUCAGCUUCCUCUCCAGUCAACAUUCUCUUGUCCUCGCAGUCCAUCUCUGACACCUUUGUCAAAGAGGUCUUAAAAUGGAAAUAUGAAAUGUUUUUGAACUUUGAUCAGUGCGGGCCCCCAGCAAGCCUUUGUCAGUCCAUAUCAAGACCUGUGCCUGUCAGAUUUCAAGAUUGUGGAGAUUAUUUUAAUGUUUUUUUCCCUUUGAUGGUAUUGAAUACUUUUGAAACAGUGGCACAGGAGUGGAUCAGCUCUCCAAACAAAGAGAAAUUCUAUCAGUUGCAUUUACGAAAAUUUCCUGGUGAUUAUAAAAAAUACUGGGAGUUUGUGGUUCAUCUUGAGGAAUGUGAACUAGCCAAACAGUUUCAUCCAAAGGAAAAUGAUUUGGUGUUUUUGGUUCCUGAAAGACAAAAUGGAGAGAAGAAAGAUACCGAGAGAAAUCACAUGCAAGACCUCCGUGAAUACCAUUGCGGUUAUAUUCAUAAGUUUCGCCGCACUUCAGUCAUGCGCAAUGGGAAAUCUGAGUGUUCCCUUUCCAUCCAGACUCAAGAUAAUUUGCCAGUCAAUUUAAAUGAACUCGUGAAAUGCAUCGUAAUCAGUUCUCUGGUAACUACACAGAGGAAGUUGAAAGCCAUGUCUUUGUUAAGUGGACGGAACCAACUGGCCAGAGCUGUUCUGAAUCCAAACCCCAUGGACUUCUGUACAAAAGAUUUACUAACUACAACGUCUGAGAGAAUUAUCGCCUACUUAAGAGAUUUCAAUGAAGACCAAAAGAAAGCGAUAGAAACUGCAUAUGCCAUGGUCAAACACUCCCCGUCAGUUGCCAAGAUCUGUCUGAUUCAUGGACCACCUGGAACAGGAAAAUCAAAAACUAUUGUUGGGCUUCUGUACCGCCUGCUGACAGAGAACCAGAGGAAGGGGCAUUCAGAUGAAAACUCCAAUGCCAAAAUCAAACAAAACCGUGUCCUUGUGUGCGCACCUUCCAACGCGGCUGUUGAUGAACUUAUGAAAAAAAUCAUCCUCGAAUUUAAAGAAAAAUGUAAAGACAAGAAGAAUCCUUUGGGAAACUGUGGAGAUAUAAAUUUAGUACGGCUGGGUCCAGAAAAGUCUAUUAAUAAUGAGGUCCUAAAAUUCAGUUUGGACAGCCAAGUUAACCACAGAAUGAAAAAAGACCUACCUUCUCAUGUUCAGGAGAUGCACAGAAGAAAGGAAUUUCUAGAUCAUCAACUCGAUGAACUUUCCCGCCAGCGUGCUUUAUGCCGAGGUGGAAGGGAGAUACAGAGGCAAGAAUUAGAUGAAAAAAUUGCAAAGGUUUCAAAAGAGAGGCAGGAACUAGCUUCUAAAAUUAAAGAGGUUCAAGGACGCCCACAAAAAACACAGAGCAUCAUCAUCUUAGAGUCCCAUGUCAUCUGCUGCACGUUGAGCACGAGUGGUGGUUUACUGCUUGAGUCUGCUUUUCGUGGACAAGGGGGCGUCCCCUUCAGUUGUGUCAUUGUUGAUGAGGCCGGGCAGUCUUGUGAGGUUGAGACUCUUACUCCACUCAUCCAUCGUUGUAACAAGCUCAUCCUCGUCGGAGAUCCUAAACAGCUCCCUCCCACGGUCAUUUCUAUGAAAGCACAGGAGUAUGGCUAUGACCAGUCCAUGAUGGCGCGUUUCUACAAGCUGUUGGAAGACAACGUGGAGCACAAUAUGAUCGGCAGGCUGCCCAUUUUACAGCUUACUGUUCAGUACAGGAUGCACCCGGACAUAUGUCUCUUCCCCUCUAAUUAUGUUUAUAACAGAAGCUUGAAAACAAAUAGACAGACUGAAACCAAUCGGUGUUCAUCAGACUGGCCAUUUCAACCUUACCUGGUGUUUGAUGUCGGAGACGGUUCAGAAAGACGGGAUAAUGACUCAUAUGUAAAUGUUCAAGAAAUAAAACUGGUAAUGGAAAUAAUUAAACUUAUUAAAGACAAAAGAAGGGAUGUUACUUUCCGGAACAUUGGCAUAAUAACCCAUUACAAGGCUCAGAAGAUGAUGAUUCAGAAGGAUUUGGACAAAGAAUUUGAUAGAAAAGGGCCAGCAGAAGUAGAUACCGUGGAUGGGUUCCAGGGCCGGCAGAAGGAUUGCGUCAUUGUUACGUGCGUCAGAGCAAAUACCAUGCAGGGCUCAAUUGGAUUUCUGGCAAGUUUGCAGAGACUGAACGUCACCAUCACACGAGCCAAAUACAGCCUCUUCAUCCUCGGACAUUUAAGGACCCUCAUGGAAAAUCAGCACUGGAACCAACUGAUUCAGGACGCGCAGAAGCGGGGUGCCAUCAUCAAGACGUGCGACAGAAACUACAGGCACGACGCAGCCAAGAUUCUGAAGCUCAAGCCCGUGCUGCAGAGAAGUCUGACUCACCCUCCCGCCGCGGCCCCGGAGGCGUCCAGACCCCAGGGCGGCUUGCCCGGCAACAAGCUCGACAGCGAAUUUGCCAAGACAUCUUUCACUUCUUCCCUGUAUCACACACCCUCUGACUCCAGGGAAUCUACUGGGACUGUCACGACGAAGGAUCCGGAAAGGCCUCUCAUUCAGGACUGGCUUCGGGACCCACGACUGCUCAGGAGGAUGGGCCUGGACCCCGAAGCCAAAGGGACGUGCCUGAGGGAUCCGCAGCCCUUGAGCCCCCAGCAGCCCGGAGCGACGCCUCCCUCGGGAGAGCCGGGCUUCCCUGGGAGCCACCAGGAUCCAGCUGGCUUGCAGCAGUCCGCUGCCAGAGGGGCCUCUCCGAACAACCACAGACCUCACGUGCAGUGCGAGCCUCCGGCUGCUGGGCCUGAUGUCUCCACAAGUAGGAGAAGGUGCGACUGGGAAGGAGGGCUCAGCCACAGAAGAGAGGGCCGGGCUUUCAGUGAGGGGGACAAGGAGACGUGGAGCCCCGAGAGCCACCACUCGAAGAGGAACCCUGGCUGGGACAAGAGGGGGCUGGAGGAGGAGGACAGCGGUUCCAAGAAAAGAAGGCUUUUAUAUCUCCUUCUCUGUUUCAAGGAAAAUCAGCACUGGAACCAACUGAUUCAGGACGCGCAGAAGCGGGGUGCCAUCAUCAAGACGUGCGACAGAAACUACAGGCACGACGCAGCCAAGAUUCUGAAGCUCAAGCCCGUGCUGCAGAGAAGUCUGACUCACCCUCCCGCCGCGGCCCCGGAGGCGUCCAGACCCCAGGGCGGCUUGCCCGGCAACAAGCUCGACAGCGAAUUUGCCAAGACAUCUUUCACUUCUUCCCUGUAUCACACACCCUCUGACUCCAGGGAAUCUACUGGGACUGUCACGACGAAGGAUCCGGAAAGGCCUCUCAUUCAGGACUGGCUUCGGGACCCACGACUGCUCAGGAGGAUGGGCCUGGACCCCGAAGCCAAAGGGACGUGCCUGAGGGAUCCGCAGCCCUUGAGCCCCCAGCAGCCCGGAGCGACGCCUCCCUCGGGAGAGCCGGGCUUCCCUGGGAGCCACCAGGAUCCAGCUGGCUUGCAGCAGUCCGCUGCCAGAGGGGCCUCUCCGAACAACCACAGACCUCACGUGCAGUGCGAGCCUCCGGCUGCUGGGCCUGAUGUCUCCACAAGUAGGAGAAGGUGCGACUGGGAAGGAGGGCUCAGCCACAGAAGAGAGGGCCGGGCUUUCAGUGAGGGGGACAAGGAGACGUGGAGCCCCGAGAGCCACCACUCGAAGAGGAACCCUGGCUGGGACAAGAGGGGGCUGGAGGAGGAGGACAGCGGUUCCAAGAAAAGAAGGCUUUUAUAGUAAAGCCACGUGGCACAGACUGUCAGCCACAGCAUUGUUGCAAACUUAAGAUGACCAGCUAAUGGGACGGUCCAGAUAAGAUAAUUUUUUUUCCUUAAAGGAGUUUGUGUGCUGUUGGAAAACAUGGAAAAUGUAUCCUAACACCUGAGCUUUUUGGUCACCUUCCAUAGUUUUUGUCAGUUGCAAAAGCUUUCGAGGGCUUUUGUGUGUCUGUAAUGUUGUCCUUGUUCGGAGACUCAGAGCUGAUCUCCUGUCCUCAGAUACGGGGUCUGACCGGGGCGGGUGUUGUGGAAGUUGGAAUGUAUAUUUGUAUAGCAAAUAACAAAGUCAUUUUAAAAUUUACUCUAGUAGACCGCUUUUCUUUCCCUGCUUCAAAUGUUAGUCAUUUUCAACGGAACAAACUUUAUAUUAAAAAAAAAAAGAGAAAAGGCGGGAAGAGGACGGCAGGCCCUUUCAAACGUCGUUCCAGCCAGACAGACCUGUUCAGCAGCCCGGGGAAUUCUGGAAGAGGCAGAGUUCAUGCGGGUGGGUCAGACAGCUCUAGUUCUAUGUAAGAAAACAAGUGGAGUCUUGUGGGGGAAGCUUUGGGAAGCCAAGUCCUGUUAGGUAAAGUUCUGCUGACGUUGCACGCUUUCAGAUGGGGCUCCUCGGCACAGGGUAGCACACUGCUCUGAUGAGUCCAGCCUCCUGUUUCGGGAAGCACAUCGUUUUCUAGCUUAAAGUCCUGUUCCCCUUGAAAUAGACGAAACAAAAGAAUAAUUCUUGACCUACCAUUCAGAUGCCCCCACCAUAUUGUGAGUGUCCCAUAACUGGUGGGUGACAGGUCCCGUGGGGCUGGAGCAGCGUGGGGACCCCUGGAAGAGCCACUGGCCCCUGUGUGUGAAAGCCAGCGGGUCUCCAGGAGAACCCAACCAGGUCAUUCUCAGGGAGCCUGGGGAGCUGCAUGUUAGACGUCUCCCCAGGGGACUCGGGUCACAGACCCAGCAGCUUGGGAUCCAGGAGGGCCGGCCAGGUAGGAUACUGUAGGCGGGAAAGAAACACCCUUUCAAAAGAGAAGACUGAAGGGAAGUGCAGACAUUGGAAGUUGAGAGCCAGGAAGAAAGUUGACAGGUUUCCUGUGAUCUUUGGAGACUGUGUUAACUGAAAAGACGCCACUGUUGUAGGCUCGUCUGGGUAGAGGGGGUUGUGCUGGGGUUCAGGGUGCCGUGGGAGAGGACGUUUGAGUACCUGCAUGGGGGGGCUUUCUCGUGGCAAAGUCCAGUUUUCCAAACUUACAGACGUGAGAAUAUACAGUAGUGACAGUUGGCACUUGUCAGAACUAGUGGUUUCUAAGAAUGCCAUGCAGCCCGUUGGCUAAUUUGGGGAGGGGAGUGGACCCCUGACGAUUAAUGUGCACCGUUUGAAAUUUUGCCAUCUGCUUUUUAAGCAAAGAGGCUUUGUGUCAGAAAUUCUGCUGAAGCCGGUUAUUAAAAGCUUUAAAUGUUUGAUUG
This is a messenger RNA of Ailuropoda melanoleuca (giant panda), 10611 nucleotides long. It is a transcript of the gene SETX, whose product is annotated as senataxin. Gene Ontology annotation, cellular component: nuclear body. The record is from RefSeq and is a predicted model, not a curated record. The coding region runs from base 281 to 9121 and encodes 2946 amino acids. The transcript has 27 exons. Lineage: Eukaryota; Metazoa; Chordata; Mammalia; Carnivora; Ursidae. Gene Ontology annotation, molecular function: helicase activity; transcription termination site sequence-specific DNA binding. Gene Ontology annotation, biological process: termination of RNA polymerase II transcription.